This is a messenger RNA of Aquila chrysaetos chrysaetos, 2401 nucleotides long. RefSeq lists its product as uncharacterized. Lineage: Eukaryota; Metazoa; Chordata; Aves; Accipitriformes; Accipitridae. The record is from RefSeq and is a predicted model, not a curated record. Gene Ontology annotation, molecular function: nucleic acid binding; RNA-DNA hybrid ribonuclease activity. Bases 1 to 2247 code for a protein of 748 amino acids. The transcript is spliced from 2 exons.
AUGGAAUUAAAAGUCAAGGAAGACCAGCUAAUUAAUAUUUUAAGCUUGGCAUUAAUACAAGCUGAACCAAAAUUUGAAGUACCUCCAGAAAUUGUUGAUCAAGUAUAUCCUGGAGUCUGGGCCUCUGAGGUUCCAGGAAAAGCUAAAAAUGCAGCCUCUAUAGUAAUUAAGCUGAGACCAGGAGAAGAACCUGUCAAAGUUAAGCAAUAUCCCCUGAAACUAGAUGAUAGGAAGGGGAUCAAGGAAAUAAUUGACAAGUUUCUACAAUAUGGAGUAUUGAUUGACUGUGAAUCAGAAUAUAAUACACCUAUACUACCAAUUAAAAAGGCAGACGGGAAAAGCUAUAGGUUGGUCCAAGAUCUGAGAGCCAUAAAUAAGAUUACUGAAGAUAUACAUCCAGUAGUCGCAAAUCCAUAUACUUUGUUAACAAAACUAAAAGAUAACCAAGUUUGGUUUACCGUGCUGGAUUUGAAGGAUGCCUUCUUCUGCCUGACCUUAGCCGCAGAAAGUCAGAAUUUGUUUGCUUUUGAAUGGGAAAAUCCUGAGUCCGGAAGAAGAACUCAGCUAACAUGGACAGUAUUACCUCAAGGCUUUAAGAAUAGCCCCACUAUCUUUGGAAAUCAAUUGGCAAAAGAGCUUGAAACUUGGGUACCUCCAGACAAUGAAGGAAUCUUGUUACAAUAUGUGGACGAUCUCUUAAUAGCUACUGAAACCAGGAAAAGUUGUAUUCGAUGGACUGUGAAUCUUCUUAAUUUUUUGGGUUUAAGUGGAUAUCAGGUCUCUCAACAGAAAGCCCAGCUGGUUCGACAGCAUGUGACCUACCUGGGACUUGAAAUCUCGGGAGGACAACGGGAGCUUGGGACCGAGCGAAAAGAAGCCAUUUGCCGAACCCUGGAACCCCAAACGGUAAAAGAGCUGCGGACCUUUCUGGGAAUGGCAGGUUGGUGUUGCCUUUGGAUAUAUAAUUACGGAUUAUUGGUAAAGCCAUUAUAUGAAUUGAUAAAGAAAGACCAGACAAAAGUAACUUGGACUGGAGAAGCACGAAACGCAUUUAAGCAACUCAAACGAGAACUAAUGAGAGCUCCUGCUCUGGGACUGCCGGAUGUUUCAAAACCAUUUUGGCUGUUUUCUCAUGAGAGACAAGGAAUAGCUUUAGGAGUACUAGCACAAAGACUUGGUCCCUAUAAACGAGCAGUAGCUUAUUUCUCCAAACAACUGGACGAGGUGAGCAAAGGAUGGCCUGGCUGCCUUCGAGCUGUUGCAGCAGUUGUUAUCAAUAUUCAAGAGGCCCGAAAGUUUACCAUGGGACAGAAAAUAACGGUGUUAGUCUCCCAUACAGUUUCAGUGGUUUUGGAACAAAAAGGAAGCCAUUGGCUCUCGCCCCAGAGACUCUUAAAGUACCAAGCAGUAUUAGUAGAACAAGAUGAUGUAGAAAUUGUAGUUACUAACAUUGUCAAUCCAGCCUCUUUUCUUAGUGGAACUUUGGAUGAACCAGUGACACAUGACUGCAUAGAAACAGUAGAAACUAUAUAUUCCAGUCGACCAGACCUCAAAGAAGAACCUCUGGAGGAUGCUGAAAACUCCUGGUAUACCGACGGGAGUAGUUUUAUAAAACAGGGACAACGUAAAGCAGGAUAUGCAAUCACAACCACCCAACAGGUAAUCGAAUCUAAGUCAUUGCCUUCCGGAACUUCAGCCCAAAAGGUGGAGAUAAUUGCCCUUACCCGAGCAUUGGAAUUGGCAAAAGGGAAAAAGAUAAACAUUUGGACAGAUUCUAAAUAUGCAUUUGGAGUAGUUCACGCUCACGGUGCAAUUUGGAAGGAACGAGGAUUGCUAACUGCUCAAGGAAAGCAAAUAAAACAUGCAGAAGAAAUCUUAAAACUAUUAGAAGCCGUGAAGCAACCAGAAAAGGUAGCUAUCAUGCAUUGUCGAGGACACCAGAAAGGAAACACAGAUUCAGAAAUUGGAAAUCGACUAGCAGAUUAUGAGGCUAGGCGGGUGGCGGAAGAAGUGGAAGCAGAGACAUUAUCCUUAAUACCAGACGGUAAAAUCCAAACUAUUUUUUCAGGACAACCUCUGGAGGAGAAAUGGGACGGACCCUAUCAAGUGUUGCUGAUGACCUUCAAUGCCAUUAAGAUCAAGGAACAGCCGGCCUGGAUUCACUAUUCAAGAGUAAAGAGAGCACCUGAGAGGCCAUGGACAGUCAUCCCUACAGGACCCACGGGUCUGCGAUUCUCCAGAUCAUGAUGGUAACAGAGUUAUUACUCGGUUCAAAUGAAGCUCGAUGGAACUUGAACUCACAUUUUUCCUUGACCCAAAAUGUUUCCCAAAUCCUGAACAGAACUGACUGUUGGAUAUGUACUCACAUGCCAGAACAUGGGGGAAAAGGAAUCUCGCUAAU